This is a messenger RNA of Ochlerotatus camptorhynchus, 4391 nucleotides long. It is a transcript of the gene Zcchc7, whose product is annotated as Zinc finger CCHC-type containing 7. Gene Ontology annotation, biological process: nuclear polyadenylation-dependent CUT catabolic process; TRAMP-dependent tRNA surveillance pathway; nuclear polyadenylation-dependent rRNA catabolic process. The record is from RefSeq and is a predicted model, not a curated record. Gene Ontology annotation, cellular component: TRAMP complex. Lineage: Eukaryota; Metazoa; Arthropoda; Insecta; Diptera; Culicidae. The coding region runs from base 162 to 4241 and encodes 1359 amino acids. Gene Ontology annotation, molecular function: zinc ion binding; RNA binding. The transcript has 5 exons.
AGCGCCACAAUCGUGUGCUUUUGUGGGGCCAUGGAACCGAAAAUUCCUCGUGGUUCCGAAUAAUCUGCCUUAAUUUAGUAUUUUCAUUUAGUUUACUCUGUAAAUUGUAUCGUUACAUCAAACCAUAGGAUUGGAAACUCCCCAAAGUUCAACGCCACAUCAUGGAUCUGAAUGAACAUGAAUUGGCCGAACUUGAGGAGCGGUUGUACUCCAGCAUCCAUCAUGCGGAAUCGGAAUCCACCGACAUUGUGCCCGCAUUGGAAGCUGCAGUGAAGCCACCGGCUCCGGGAGUUCCCGCAGGUCCGUUGCGGAUUGUGACCGAAAAGUCGAUUAUCAACACUGCGCGGCAGACUGCUUCUUCGAAAAUCAAACGCUACUGGGACUCACUGCAGCAGCAGAAUAAUAGAAUGUCCUAUCCUGGAAUCAGCAAACCGAAGCGAAUUGGAUCGACCGAGGGGAAAGCUAACGAAAGUGUUGAUGGUGAGUCUGCUCCGACAAAGAAGAUUUUCACACCAUACCAAUCGAUUCUUGGUUCUAUGAGUUCGGUGAAAGACGACGAUGGCUCGGUUCCUUCGGCAGAGGGGCAGAGUGAAGAAAAGCAAAGAAAGAAGAAGAACACCCAAGGAGAUGGGAAACGAAGUUGCAAUCCUAGUGAAACACGUAAUAGGAAACAGGAACAACUUAAAAAGCUCAAAGGGAAGAAAGCUAAAGCUUUGAAGAAUCGUCAGAAGGUCGGUGCUGGUGAACACCGUCUGGUAGCUACGAUCGAUCUGGAUACGUCUUCGGAAGAAGAGGGAGAGUAUCGUUCACCAGAUCCGGUCAAGCAGGAGAAGAAGGAAAGUGAUGUUCCAGGUCAAGAGCUGGAAGACUCGGAUCCAGAUGAGGUGGUUCUGAUUCCGACUGCACCUCCGCCAUUGGUCUGCAUUGUGGACAGUGAAGAUGAACUGGCGAAGGACGGUUUUACGCACCCAAAAUCAAAGAAGAAAAAACAGACAAAGAAGAUUAAUUCACCGCGCUGCGUCAGUCCGUCGAAUAGUUCGAUUAUGUCCGACGAUUUCAUCGGGCACAGUGACCGUACCCGACUAAACGAUAGCUACAUGGAAGGAAUAACCAACGAUGAGGAAUUGGAUUGUACGGCUCCGCACACGGUCGGAUCGUUGCUUGCUGGUGAACGUAGAGGUUUUGGAGACCUUUCCCGACAAACUCGAGCUCCUUCAAUCUCUUCAGAUUGCACCGUAGCUACAAGCAGUGAUACAACUGAUCCAGAUAAGCGUAACGGUGUAAAGCAGAAUUCUUCGGUACCUUUAGCUGAUCAGUCCGCUGGAGGUCCUAAAGUUUGUUCAACUCCAAAGCAAACGUUAACCGUUAAGAAACCAACAGGUUCCAAAACAUCCAAAGCAUCAGAAGACGACAGCAGAUAUGCGGCGACGUCCGCCAAAAAGUCCAAACCAUCCACGGAGAAACUCCCCAGCAGCGAUUCCUCGGAUGAAAGCGAGGGAGGAAAUGUUUCAUCCCACUCAAAGCGAUCCAAAUCCUAUCAAUCGGAUACUGGCAGUACGAAGAGUUUGGUGAAACGAAGCAAAAAACGUCGCAAGCAAGAAUCUGAGCAGUAUUCUGAUGAAGAUUUUGCCUCGAUGUUGACUGACAUUGUGCAAGCUAUUUCCGAGAAUGAAGAAGAAGAAAGUUCCGACGAGGAAACGACCGGCGAAACGGUGGAGAAGUCUUCGCAAGAAAUUGUAGAACAAGUUUCUACGAGUAUAGAAGAGUGUGUAACAGAACACUCGAACGAUGUCCAAGAGGUAGACGUGGAGGAACCGCAAAACCAGAUCAGUUUGCCACAAGUCGAGCCCCGUAUAGAAACCCAAGCACCAGUCGUAAUCCCGGGAGAUAGCAAUGAUUCAUUGUCUGUUGUGGCAAUUGAUGAAAGCGCUCCUCCGCCGCUGGUUGAUUUGGUUGAUGAAAAUGUUUCUGAUCGGCCGCAAGAACAGGAGAAAGAAGAAGAGAUUAUUGGACUUCGACGGGUGAGUGGCAAUCCCGAGUGCUGCUGGAACGAUGAGGUUCGAAAAUUCUACAACGAUUCCUGGAACUGUGAAGAUUUCAACAUUUCCACAGUGCUAUUCAAUAUGCCACGUUCUAACAAAUACUGGCCAAUUGUUCACAAGGAUAAGUACCCUGAUCCACCGAAGAAGGAAAUUAUCUGCAACAAUUGUGGUGAACGUGGUCACAUGCGCUACAAGUGCCGCAAUACUCCAAAACCGAAGACGUGCUACAUGUGCGGUCUAGCGGGGCACCAGGAGGUUCGAUGUCCAAAUACGCUGUGCCUUAAGUGUGGAGAAAAGACGAAAAGUUUCCUACGCGGUUGCCAAUCGUGUGCCCGCGAGCAAAACAUGAUCUGCCAUAUGUGCGGAGUGCGAGGCCACGGACAGAGAAACUGUCCGGACAAGUGGCGACGCUACCAUUCGACGAUCGAGGACAAUAAAACCCUGACGAAGCUAUUUGUCCGCAACCCGAAUGCUAAACACUGUUGCAUUUGUUCACGCGCCGGGCACCAAGCGCACGCGUGCAAUGCAGCGUUUAAGAUAUUUGGCCAGUUGGUCCCAACGACCGAGGUGAAGAGCUAUCAACAUGUGUAUCCAUUUCAACGCUAUCGGCGGCAGAACCAUGGCGAAAAGUUUAACCAGUUCAGCGACAUGACGGACUAUCGGCUCAAUUUCGAUGAAUCUUUUGCUGCCAAUGAGAACAGUUUUUACUACCGUUUCGCGAAGUCUGUUGGAAUCGUGGAGGAAAAGAAGCGAAAAGAAGCUCGUAAGCUGAAACGGGCAGCAAAGAAACAGAAAACCGUGGAAGGAACUCUGAGUGAACCGGUAGUGAUUGAUGAUGACUCGAUGAAAGCAGACGAUCAGCCAAGCAGCUCCAAUACGGUUAUCUCUCAUAGAAAGGCUGUUAACGAAGAUUCGAACUACAGUUUCUCUGAAUUUUAUGAAGAUAAGGCUGCCAAUCUACCUCAAUCAUCCGAUCAUUUGCCGGACUAUAUUCCUCUGAUUUCGUCCGAGACCCUGGUUGCCCCAGCUAGUGUGGAACAACUGAGAACUGAUGCCAAAAUUUUCCUCACCAAACCGCACGCCAAAAUUCUGCUCGGACCCAUUGGUGCCACGUUUCUUAAGGAUGCGUCAUCCAAAUUUGCCCUGAAGGUAAGCAUUUCAUUCCAAUCGGUGGGAAACGUUCUGUUAGCGAACGGAUUAUCAGCCGAUCAGGAUAACUUCCACAAUGAGUUAGUGAAAUUUCUCAAUGAUGCUUCUCAUCAAAACGAACAAUUGAAGCUUAUCAAUAAUGUUCCGAAAGCUACCGAGAAAACCAUACGCUAUAUCACGGAACACCUUUUGCUGCUAACCCGGCCUUAUGGCAAUGCCAGGAUAUUGUUCAAACGAUAUCAGCAUUUCGAAGAGCAAGGGGCUAACGUGAAGACCUGCGACAAAAUUCGGCGAACGUUGAAUAUCAUUCUGUUCGGUCAGUACGGUUUGAGAGCCGGUCGUGAGCAUCUAACAAAACUGCAGUCAAACCUAAGAAAUCUGCAAAGCACUCAGGAUGUGAAUGUAUCGGUAGAUUUUCGAGACGAGAUCAACCAACACAUUCGGUACAUUUUUACCUCCUUCGAUCAUUCAAAUUAUGAAGACAUUUUGAAUGAAUAUGAGCAGCUGCGGAAGACCAAAAAGCUACAUAAGAUUAAACCUAAAGACCUAAAUCUGCCUCCGCUCUCCCCAAUCAAGGGCAGCGACACGACCGAAAACUUCGCAGACGAUUCGUUCAAUGAGUUCAAAGAUUUAAACUUCGCUGAACGCAACACUGCCGUAGAUUUUCUCAGUUCCCUCGACGAAGAUCUAAUCCUGAAUACCUCCGAUCAGUUGAUCGACCCACGGAAAACUCCAGCAGACUUCGAUGAACAUUCAGAUUCGGGUCAAUUAAAACCAGAUUCACCUCCAGCCAGUUCACUCCCAAAUCCUACGCCGAAAGUGAAGCACAAUUCCAAGCAGCAUAGGGUGGAUACCUUGCUGGAGGAAUGCAGUCACAUGGUCAAAAUGCUGAACAGUGUACCGAUUACCGCAAAAUUCGAACGAAUAUGCAGUCAAACCCGGCACGGACACUUAUCCAAAGCCAACUACCGUACGCUCAAGGGAAUCCACACGGUACUGAGAGGUAAGCUUAAUCGGAAGUUAUCAUUUAGGAAGAAAGGGGCCGUUUAGUUAGUUGUCUUGUUUUUAAUGAUGAUGUCGGAGUUUGAACUGGAAUAAUAGGCAUCUCAAAAUUACUAUUAUAAUUUUGUGUAAUUUACUUUUCGUGGAUGGCAACAUGGUUGCGUUUUAUUUUCAAUAGAGAAAUGUGAAGUGUAUCUA